Fomitiporia mediterranea MF3/22 is the source of this 980-nucleotide messenger RNA. Its product is annotated as NAD-binding protein. Gene Ontology annotation, molecular function: oxidoreductase activity. Lineage: Eukaryota; Fungi; Basidiomycota; Agaricomycetes; Hymenochaetales; Hymenochaetaceae. Bases 4 to 783 code for a protein of 259 amino acids. The record is from RefSeq and is a predicted model, not a curated record. The transcript has 9 exons.
CUCAUGGCCAACCAGGAUUCUUCAGUCCCAUUCUCAAGCUAUACUCCGCGUGUUGCGGUCGUUACUGGCGCUUCACAGGGCAUCGGGCAGGCAAUUGCUCUUCGUCUGGCAGACGACGGCAUUGAUGUCGCGGUUAACGAUAUUCAGUCAAAGCAGAAUCAGAUAAACAACGUCAUUGAACAAAUCAGAAAGAAAGGCCGGCGAGCCAUCGCUAUACCAGGAGACGUAGCUGUCGAAACGGAUAUCUCUGCUAUGGUUGAGAAGACAGCUCAGGAACUUGGAGGUGUCGACAUCAUGGUCGCAAAUGCAGGUAUCGCACACUUUUCUCCGCUUCUGGAGACACCUACGGACAAAUUCGACACUGUCUAUACUAUUAAUUUACGCGGUGUCUUUCUCUGUCUGAAAUACGCUGGGCUGCAAAUGGUAAAACAAGGGCGCGGGGGAAGACUGAUAGCUGCAAGCUCUAUAAUUGGCAAACAGGGUGCACCGAACCUGUCAGCUUACUCAGCUUCAAAGUUCGCUAUCCGUGGUAUAAUUCAGUCUGCUUCCAUGGAACUGCGCAAAUACGGCAUUACAGUGAAUGCAUACGCACCUGGAUAUAUCAAUACUGCCAUGCUCGCGAGUAGCAAAGAGGCGGACGCCAGCAUAAAUGAAGCCUCCAAAACUGUUCCAAUUGGGGAGCCCGAGUCCAUUGCCAGUAUUGUGUCAUACAUCGCCAAGCCGGAGUCUUACUUCGUCAAUGGUCAAAGCGUUUCAGUAAACGGUGGUAUAUACUUUGAUUGAGGAUACAUCUUGAUACAGUGUAAUUGAAGAAAGGAGGCAGCAUUGCAUAUCAUGUAUUUUGCGUCUAGCUCCUGCGAGACCUGUCUGCGAUGUCGGCGGCGACUUGUAUUGUUUCCAUAUAGUGAACAAGAUAAUUAAAGUGGUUUCGUGUGGGUAUUUGGGUAAAUCCAGAAUUAAAUCAAUAGUAUUUGUAUAAG